CCGGCGUGCGAUCUCCUCUGCGCCACCAAACCGCCGUCGCCUGCCACCAACUCCAUAGGCCAACAACAGAGAAGAAGGCCAAACUUCGGAUCGAUCCUCCAAAAUUCAACGGAGACGACCCAUCAGACUGGAUUUACAUGGUGCAGUCCUAUUUUGACUAUUUUAAAACGUCGGAACAGGAUCGUCUACGCUUAGUUGGACUACUGUUUGAACACCGGACGUCCAAUUGGCUCCUUCACCAACACGAUAACAAUUUGGUGACAACAUGGCCUGAAUUCUUGGAGGCCGUGAUACAGAGAUUCGACCCUCCCCCAGCGUUGAAAGUGACAGGUACGAUUUCGGGGGUGUAUGUCCAAACCAUAAUAAGUGGCAGCAGUACACAUAACUUCAUCCAGCCCGAUACUGUCAAGAAAUUUAGGAUGUUGGUUAUGCCAACCAAUCCUUUCCGUGUUUCUGUGGGCAAUGAGUCGACAUUUCUAUGUAAAGAAAAGUGUUACUACGCCAAGUUAUCACUCGGAGGGGAUGAGUUUGUUGUUGAUUUAUUUGUACUCCCCUUUCGUGGUCCUGAAGUGGUCUUAGGAGUUCCGUGGCUGAAGAGUUUGGGUGAGAUUUACCGAAGCUACGACGACCAGGCGAUGGAAUUUACGCAUAAAGAUAAGUUGGUUACAUUACGCGGCGUCUGGGAGAAGGGACAACAUAUAUUUUACAAUGCAAUGAAGGAGUAGGAGUGUUUCUAAGGGAUAUAGAUCAACUAUGGAAGAAGACAUUUUGAUUAGUAUCAAGUCAUUUUUCCAUUUUUGUCAUAGUUGAUUUAUUAUUCCAUUUGCUAUCUUUAUUUGAGA
Salvia hispanica is the source of this 842-nucleotide messenger RNA. The record is from RefSeq and is a predicted model, not a curated record. NCBI's taxonomy places the organism in Eukaryota, Viridiplantae, Streptophyta, Magnoliopsida, Lamiales, Lamiaceae.